AUGGAGAAACCCAACGAUCAUAGAAGUCCUACCGUGAAAGCGAGUGGAAAUUCUAUUCACCAUGUUGAGCUUGAAGCAAGUUCAAGUGAACUGCAUGGACGAGCUAUCCAGCAGCAGGAACACAACCGGGGAUAUCUGGAAACACUCCGAAGGGAUCCUUGGUUACUGUUCUGGAUCGGCGUCAUGCUCUGGACACUCAUUGUGAGAGGGUUUGAGAAUCAGUCGUCUGGCUCCGUCAUCAGUAUCCCGGAUUUCAAAGAAAGAUUUGGUCGUCUCGAAGACGGCCAGUAUUUUAUUGACACCAAGUGGCAGUCAGCCUUGAGCGGCGGGUCCAACGCGGCUGCUAUUGUGGGCUCAUGGGCUGCCUCCUACUUUGCCGACAAGUUUGGGAUGAAACCUGUUACUCUUGUCGCAGCCGCAAUCAAUGUAGCGUCGGUCGCUAUUGAAUUCUCCACCACGUCUAUUGGAAUGUUCUUUGGGGGAAAAAUGCUGAAUUUCGUUGCUAUCGGAGCCUUUCUCAACAUCUGCACUGGAUACGUUGCAGAUCUUUCGCCCCUCGCCAUCCGGUCGUCUGUUAUUGGCUUCUGCAACCUGUCGCAAUGCAUCGGGCCAUUCAUCUCAGCCAUUAUGUCUUACUACACGUCUCAAUGGGACAAUGCUUGGUCUUGGAAGUCUUUGAUUUGUGCACAGUGGGGCUUCGCUGCUAUUGCUUUGAUCGGACAAAUAUUCAUGCCCGAGUCGCCUGUAUACCUCGUUCGAAUGGGAAAGCUUCGCGAGGCUCGGAAAGUCCUCGAUCGACUAUAUUCUGACUCACACGAUGCCGAAGGACACCUGGAGCGGAUCAAAUUGACUUUGGACGAAGCCGAGACGCAAAAAAAUGCAUCAUAUGCUGAGUGCUUCCGAGGGACCAACUUACGGCGAACUCUAAUUGCUAUCCUGGUCUUCCUGUCUGAGCCUAUGUCCGGGUUAGGUUUCGUGUCGAACUACGGAGCAUUGAUGUACCAAUAUCUGGGCAUUAGCGAUCGACAAUCAUUCCUUAUACAAAUUGGAGCCCAGAUUCUAUCAAUGUCCGGUGCAAUCAUCUCCUUCCUUAUAUGCGAUCUGGUCGGCCGACGACCCAUGUUCCUUGCGGGGUGCAUUGGGUUGACGACGCUGUUGCUUUGCAUGGGAAUUGCCGGUUCUAUCAACACAUCCGCUGCCACGAUGGCAGCAGUUGGCUUCUAUACCAUGUACAAUUUCUUCUACAAUGCCGGAGUCGGAUCUAAUGUCUACACUAUCGCGGGCGAAGUACCCACUUCUAUCCUUCGCACCAAAACCCUUGCUAUAGCCCUUUCAAUUUCCGCGGCUGUCAACACGAUGUGGUCUUUCGUCGCUCCAUACAUGUUUAACCCCGGUUAUGGAAAUCUCAAGGCUCAGAUUGGAUUUGUAUAUGGCGCUUUCAUGCUGAUGUUUGCGGUACUGGCUUGGUUCUUUGUUCCAGAAACUCGACGUCGCACAUAUGAGGAGCUCGAUGAGCUUUUCAUGAAUAGAGUGCCAACACGCCAAUUCCGUCACUAUACAACCGUGGCAGAGCGGCGGGCGGCGGAGGCCUACACUGCCACUGAGAAGUUGGCGAAUGUGUGA
Molecule: messenger RNA, 1623 nt
Organism: Penicillium soppii
Lineage: Eukaryota; Fungi; Ascomycota; Eurotiomycetes; Eurotiales; Aspergillaceae
Product: general substrate transporter
Exons: 1
Coding region: 1-1623 (540 amino acids)
Biological process (GO): carbohydrate transport; transmembrane transport
Cellular component (GO): membrane
Molecular function (GO): carbohydrate:proton symporter activity
Source: RefSeq, a predicted model, not a curated record